AUUUUAUUUUAAAGUUUCAAUAUUUUGGAACGUACUGUGCUUACCAUACGGUCCUUUUUGGACCGUUACAACAGCUCCAGAUUUGCUGGUUUCCCCACUACAAACCAACACAGUGAAAGUAAUGGGCUCGGUUAGCCUCUGCUAACUGAAACAUGCCUGAAGGGAGCGGGUAUAGGUGCUGACCGGCUGCUGCACCUCGACAUCGGUUCAUGCCCGUUUCAGAGCUUAGAAUUAGCGAGUCCUGUCAGCGGAGCUCGACAUGUCCUGCGUGGCGUCCGCUGCUGUCGGUAGCGUUAGCUGCUCCGGUUCGGGUUCAGGCUCUGGGUCAGGCUCGGCGUGCGGGGUUUCGGGCAUCGCGGGCAGGCUGCCUAGUCGGGUUUUAGAGCACAUCUUCUCUUAUUUGGAUUUAUCCGAUCUGGCGCGCUGUUCAUUAGUGUGCUGGCACUGGAACAACUGUCUAGCGGACGAGAACAGCGAGGUGUGGCGGAGCCUGGGUGCACGCUUGCUCAGCGACGAGGCUCUGCGCUCAGAUAUCCUCUGCAAUCUUUGUACAUAUAAAGGAAAACUGAAGUCAUUCCAGCAUGCACUGAGCUCCCAUGACUGCUCCAGGAAUGUGUAUGUCAAGAAAAAUGGAUUUACGCUCCACCGAAAUCCGAUUGCCCAGAGCACAGAUGGUGCGCGUGGUAAGAUCGGCUUUACUGAGGGCAGGCAUGCCUGGGAAAUAUGGUGGGAGGGCCCGCUUGGCACCGUAGCAGUGAUUGGCAUUGCUACCAAAAGGGCACCCAUGCAGUGCCAGGGCUAUGUGGCACUUCUGGGCAGCGAUGACCAGAGCUGGGGCUGGAAUCUUGUCGAUAACAACCUGCUUCACAAUGGCGAGGUCAAUGGCAACUUCCCACAGUGCAACAAUGCUCCCAAGUACCAGAUAGGGGAACGGAUACGUGUGAUUCUGGACAUGGAUGACAAGACGCUGGCAUUCGAACGAGGGUUUGAGUUUCUUGGCGUGGCAUUCAGGGGGCUGCCCAAGACCUGCCUCUUUCCGGCGGUUUCAGCCGUUUAUGGCAACACUGAAGUCACAAUGGUGUACCUGGGAAAUCCUCUAGAUGGUUGAGGAGAAAGCGAGUGCCAUGCUGAUGUUACCAAGUGCCAAGGAGACAUCCACAAGGCAUAGAAAUGACUGGGUAGUCCACAGCAUGAGCAAGAGUCUGAUCAUCUGGGCAUAACAGAUGAUAAUAUAGCAGUUUACAAAUAUGGAUAAUGGAUGACGCUCUAACAAGCAUGCAACCAUCAAUUUGGGGUCUCCAGAUAGCCGAGGACAAUUGUUUUUGAAGCCGAUUUUAAUCUAAUUUAUAAAAAGACACUUGGUUAGGAUCUGAAUAUUAUUAAUUAAGCCAACUGCUUUACUUGGCAAGUGGUAAGUUUUAACCCUAACAAUAAUCCACACACAGAAUGCAUUUAUAACAGAGUAUGGUGGUGAGUGGCUGUGUGUUCGUGUGUGUGGGUGUACUGAUACAACAGUAACAGAGUGAAGUAAUGGUUUUUAAAAUUUUAAAUCUGCAGCACAAAUCCAACAAAUAUGUAGGCAAAGGACAUGCCAAAAACAUUUUCUUAUUACCUCUACACAGCUUGACUUUUUUUGAACGUAAAAGCAGGACUGCUUCAUUAGAAGAGUUAGUGCUUUGCAUGCAGUGGAGUCAAAGCUGUCUGUUGCCAUUGGUGUUUGUGCAUAAAAUCCAAAAGAAACAUAUUGUAAUAAUGUUACUGUACUUCUAAAUUGUGAUGUACUAGUAUAUGAUAUUUAUUUAUUAUGUUUUAUCCUUGCUAUCACUGAGGUCAUGUGACCGGUAAAUAAACUAUAUGGUGCCA
This is a messenger RNA of Trichomycterus rosablanca, 1863 nucleotides long. It is a transcript of the gene fbxo45, whose product is annotated as F-box protein 45. The transcript has 3 exons. Gene Ontology annotation, biological process: synapse assembly involved in innervation; proteasome-mediated ubiquitin-dependent protein catabolic process. The coding region runs from base 260 to 1108 and encodes 282 amino acids. Gene Ontology annotation, molecular function: protein binding. Gene Ontology annotation, cellular component: SCF ubiquitin ligase complex; synapse. Lineage: Eukaryota; Metazoa; Chordata; Actinopteri; Siluriformes; Trichomycteridae. The record is from RefSeq and is a predicted model, not a curated record.